This is a messenger RNA of Diospyros lotus (date-plum), 2224 nucleotides long. RefSeq lists its product as uncharacterized. NCBI's taxonomy places the organism in Eukaryota, Viridiplantae, Streptophyta, Magnoliopsida, Ericales, Ebenaceae. The record is from RefSeq and is a predicted model, not a curated record. Gene Ontology annotation, molecular function: protein dimerization activity. The transcript is spliced from 3 exons. Bases 1244 to 2209 code for a protein of 321 amino acids.
ACUCAGGGAAAAACAGGAAGUGAAAUGAAUGAUUCGGAUAGGACUGCAAGUACGGGAGCAUCGUCCGAGGCCUCCUCAAUUCUUAAAAGGAAGUCAAAUGAUGUCGGAUGGGAGUAUGGAAUGUUAAUUGAUCCGAAGAAUAUUGAUAAAAUUAAAUGUAAGUUGUGUGAUAAAAUUAUGUCUGGAGGUGUUUAUAGAGUAAAAGAACACAUUGGCCACAUUUCUGGAAAUGUUUCUGCAUGUCCAAAAUCUUCUCCAACUGAUCAAGCCAAAUGUAAGAAUGCUAUUGUCGAGGCAAAGAAUAAGAGGAAAAAUAAGAAGAAGGAGGAAGAUUUGAUGAGAUCAACUGUUAAUAUCUCUGAAAGAGUGGAAGGGGAUGAUGAAGAUGAAUUGCAAGAGUUAGGUAGCAGAAAAACGUCCCGUACUCUUGGCCCUAUGGAUAAGUUUGCAAGCUCCAUCAGCCUUGAAACUUGUUUGAGUGCGAGAAUGACCCAAAGGCAACAAACUAUUAGUGAAGCACUAUUUAAAGAGAGAACACAGUCUGUUCGUGAAUAUUGUGCUAGAUGGGUGUAUGAAGCUGGUAUACCUUUCAAUGCAAUUGACAAUGAUAGCUUCAAAUUGUUUGUUGAGGCGGUUGGUCAAUUUGGGCCGGGUUUCAAACCUCCCAGUCAAUAUCAAUUGAAGGAACUGCUAUUAAAGGGGGAAGUUGACAGAAUAAAAGAGUUAUUGAAGAAGCAUGAAGAAGAGUGGGCGCGAACUGGGUGCUCCAUUAUGACAGAUGCUUGGACAGAUAGAAAAAGAAGGAGCAUCAUGAACCUAUGUGUUAAUUCUAAUGCAGAUACUGCUUUCCUUUCUUCUAGAGAGUCUUCAGAAUGAAGCACAUACAAGUGAACUUAUCUUUGAGUAUGUGGAUAAAUGCAUUGAGCAAGUUGGGCCACAAAACGUCAUCCAAGUAGUAACCGACAAUGCUGCCAAUAAUAUGGGAGCGGCAAAAUUAUUGAAGGUGAAGAGGCCAAAUAUCUUUUGGAUCUCAUGUGCUACUCACACCAUCAAUUUGAUGCUUGAAAGUAUUGGAAAAUUGCCGAAGUAUAAGAAAGUCAUUGAUCAGGCCAAGAGUUUCACAAUCUUCAUUUAUGCACACCAUAAGACCUUGUCCUUAAUGAGGUCAUUUACGAAGAAGAGGGAUAUAGUAAGACCAGGAGUCACUAGAUUCGCUUCUGCUUUCUUGACUUGACAGAGUUUGAUGGAGAAAAAAGCCCAACUGAGGGCAAUGUUUACCGGCUCUGAAUGGGAGGAGUGCAAAUGGUCAAAGAUUGUUAAAGGGAAAGUAGCCUAUGCUACUGUGAUGAGCAUUGCUUUUUGGAAUGGUGUGACUAUAUGCUUUAAAGUUUUUGCACCUUUGGUGAAGGUGCUUCGAAUUGUUGAUGCGGAUAGAAAGCCUUCUAUGGGCUUUUUAUGUGGAGAGAUUAAGCAAGCAAAGGAAGAUAUUAAGGAGGCCUUAAAUAAUCUUGAAAAGAACUAUAAGCCUAUUAUGGAGAUUAUUGAAGCAAGGGUAAAAGAUAGGCUAGAUAGUCCACUACAUUUUGCAGCUUAUCUUUUGAAUCCCUACUACUUUUUCAAGGAUAUGGAUAUACAACUUGAUAAUGAAGUGAUGGAUGGGCUUUUUAACUGUGUGGAGAUGUUUUAUCAUUAUGAUGGUGAAUUGCAAGGCCAUGUUAUAAAUGUUGAGUUGCCAAAGUAUACUCGUAAAGAUGGAGCUUUUGGAAAAUCGUGGGCAACUCAAGGGUGUGCGAAAAAUGAUGACAAUUAUAAUCCAGUUACAUGGUGGAUGACUUAUGGAAAUCAAACUCCAAACUUGCAACGAAUGGCAAGAAAGAUUCUCUCGUUAACUACUAGUUCAUCCGGUUGUGAAAGAAAUUGGAGCACUUUUGAAGGGAUACAUACGAAGAAAAGAAAUAGAUUAAACGUGAGUCGAUUGAACAAUCUAAUCUAUGUUCAAUUUAAUGCGAAAUUGAUGAACAAGUACAAAAGGGAGAAGGAAAUGAAUGUUGAUGUGCUACUUGCUAGUGAUGCUAGUAAUGCACAAGGAUGGAUCGUUGAUGGAGAAGAUGAUGAAGAAGUUGAGCCUGGUACGGGCUCACUUGGGAAGUGGUUGGUGAAGCAUUGGGAGCAGACGAGAUGCUUCAAGCUCGAAGAAGUUCUAGAAUGAGAGAGCUUCAUGAAG